Manihot esculenta (cassava) is the source of this 1884-nucleotide messenger RNA. RefSeq names its product ninja-family protein AFP2. The transcript has 2 exons. Gene Ontology annotation, cellular component: nucleus. Lineage: Eukaryota; Viridiplantae; Streptophyta; Magnoliopsida; Malpighiales; Euphorbiaceae. Gene Ontology annotation, biological process: negative regulation of DNA-templated transcription; response to abscisic acid; signal transduction. The coding region runs from base 505 to 1617 and encodes 370 amino acids. The record is from RefSeq and is a predicted model, not a curated record.
CUGUAACCCGAACCCCUUCUCUCCUCUUCUCUUCUCCCUCUUCCUUCUGCUCCCUUCUUCCUUGUAUUGUUCUGGUUCUGUUUCUGUUAUUUUUCUCUCUCUAUUGUUAAACCACUAAUUUUCCUAUUUGGGUUUCUUGAUUUUUCUUUUUUGGAAUUUUUUGGGUUUUUUCAUGAGUUAUUGCUUAUUACAAAUUCAAUUACAAAAUUUUGCGAGUUCUUGUUUUUUUUUUUUUGAAUAGCAGAAAAAGAGAAACCUUUCUGUUUUGGGCUUCUGAUUGCGGCUUUGGGUUUUGAUUGUAACGCUUUGUUUGGUGCAUAUUCAUUAAAGAAGAUAAUAAAAAUCAAGUCUUUUUUAGCCAUGGGUUUUUCUAAGUCAGAUCAAAGAUUUCCUUCUCUUUUCCAUGCUCUGUUUCAUUGCCCAAAAAAUACUGUCUAGUUCACUGAAACACUCGUAUCUGUUUUCUUUUCCCUGUUUCUGUUUUCAAGAAAACAAGAGACAAACAUGGGAGAAGAAAAUCAAAACAGAAGCAGAAAUAGAAGCAGCAGUAGCAGUAGUAGCAAAGCAAUGGAGAGCCUCUCUUUGGAAAUAAACAAAUACCCAAGAGAUCUGUUGCAGAGAUUUAUGUCAAGUGACACGCAGCAGCAAUACAAAACGUCACCAACUCAGGGACAAGAUACAGAAGAGAUUGAGCUGAAUCUGGGGCUAUCACUAGGAGGCAGAUUUGGUGUUGACAAGACCUCCAAGAAACUAACACGAUCAUCUUCCAUAGCAGGCUCAAUACCACUAGUGAGAGAGGAUGAUGCAUUUAAUAUACCGCCUGUUUCAUAUCCUGUCCUUAUGAGGACAUCUUCUUUGCCUACAGAGACAGAGGAGGAAUGGAGGAAGAGAAAGGAAAUGCAGAGUUUGAGGAGAAUGGAAGCCAAGAGAAGACGAAGCGAAAAGCAAAAGAACUUGAAUGCCAAUUUCAGAGGAGACUUGAAUUUGGAGGAGGAGAGAAGGGGAUUAAAUGCGAAUAGAGGAAAUUGGACACCCUCAUGGACUCGGCUGGGUGCUGCCGGAGCGAUAAACCUGAAUAGAGGUAGUGCUUUUCAGGGAUUGGUAGGGCAGCAUCAGGGUUCACAAGGCUCUGUGGAGUCUCAAGGAGGAAGCUCUUCUGGGAUGUCGGAAAUGGAGAGCAAGCCUGUUCAAGGAUCAAGCAGUGGUGGUGAAGCAAGAAGCCCCAUGAGUAAUCAAUCCUUGCAAGACAGAAGCAAUCAAGAAACACUUGGUUCUUCAGGUACCAAAACAAGCGAAAACAUGUGCAGAAGUUCCAGACAAGAAAUGGAAAAUAAUCCAUCCAAGAAACUUGAUUCUGCAGAAAGUAGAGGGAAGGAAAUCGGAACGAAUGCAAUGGAAGACAUGCCCUGCGUGUUCACAGUAGGAGAUGGCCCUAACGGAAGAAGAGUAGAAGGGAUACUUUACAAGUAUGGUAAGGGUGAGGAAGUAAGAAUAAUGUGUGUAUGCCAUGGGAGCUUUCUCUCUCCUGCAGAGUUUGUGAAGCAUGCAGGUGGAGGAGAUGUUGAUCAUCCUCUUAGGCACAUAGUCGUAAAUACUUCUGGCAGUUCCCUUUUUUAACUGAGGUGUAUUCAUGUCAACCCCCUCCAAGAAAUGCGGGGAUGUGAAAUAGGAAAACGAGCAAUGAGAAUUUUUAGAGGAUAGAUUUUUAUUUUAUUUAUUUGUUCUUUUUUUUUUUUCUUUUUAAGUUCAUGAAAAGGGAACUUUAUAUAAUUUAGUGUUUUCUUUUUUUUCCAAUGUUUUAGAAGAGAGAUUCUCAGUUGGAACUCGUUGAGGUUGUCUGUAAAAAUUUCGUUUCAGAAAAAGAUGCCAAGUCUCUAUUCUGCA